CGGUUUGUCAGACUGGGUGCAUUAAAGCCAGUCGGGGAUUAAAGCAGGAAGGUUCUAUCAGAUAGCAUCUGUCGAGCUCUCUGGCAUUCUACGAGGGAUAACGAAAUAUAGCAGAAUUAACUCUUUCCUGCUCUUCGUUCAGUUUUAAAUGUCCAGGGACAGCAUUUGUGAUGUCAGGUUGAUUCCUAUGUUUACACUGUCUCCCAGAUGUUUAUUGCAGAGUUUAGAUAAAUUCGAGGUAUGGUCUGCAAGCUGGUGGUAUGGCCACUAUAUGCCAACCAUUCCAUGUAGUGUCUCACGGACACCCUUUAUGUAACAUACAGAGAGGAGUCCAGUUAGAGCAGGGGAGGGAGAGAGAAGGUGGAAUCAUAUUUUGCUGAACAUACAUCUGUAUAUUUAACCUCAACUGGAUUGGAUUUGAAAAGGUUCCCCCAAGCGAGGAGGACAGGAGCUGAGGAGCUGGUGUGAAAUUCCCCAAAUAUCUACAGACAUUAUCGUUUCCUUGUUCACAGGAUUCACCAGUCCCAGGACUAAUGUCAGAGUCUAACCUAUAACCACAUUAUGGACGGGUUACCUGCCAAGGAUUUGGAUGCCUGCAUUUUUGAGUUGGGGAAGGAGAACACCACAGAAAAUCAUCUCCAACUGAGAAGAAGUGGUCCAGACUCCCAGUCAUCGGGCAAGAAAGGACUAACACGGAGGUCAAAGAUGAAGGUUAAAUGGACCCACCUUGGGCUGGUGUUUUUUUUCCUGCUCUCCGUGGCAAUGACCGGUUGCUUCAUCUGGCAAUAUAAACUGCCCAAGCAAGAAUCUACACCUGUGUUAAAGGAAAAGGAUCCUCCCACGGUUCGGAUGUGUCCACGUUACCCAGAUCCUGUGCCUUUAGAUCACCCGAUUCCCAUUCUGAAAGAGGCUCUGGAGAAGGUGGAUAAACUUUUGCGAAAUAAAAUUCAGAUUCCGGGGUUACCUACCAUGUCUGCGAUUGUCACUUAUAACGACACGGUGCUGUGGACAGGAAACUUCGGGAAGAAAAAUGGAUCGGACCCUUCCUCUGCCUCACCCAACGAGUACACGAUUUAUCGGAUUGCUAGCAUCUCUAAGAUUUUCCCCACGCUCAUGAUGUACAAACUAUGGGAGGAAGGCGAGAUUGCGUCAUUGGACGACCCUCUGGAGCGCUACCUGUCCAACUUCUCCAUCAAGAACCCUUUAGGGCGAGUAAGGUCAUCUGACCAGAAGUACAUGGAUGGAUUAGCAUUUUUGCAGAAAGGGGCGCAGCCUAUGAAACCGUCAGGUGUCACUCUGCGAAGGAUGGCAAGUCAGUUGUCAGGGCUGCCACGGAGGCUUCGUUCCACAAAUCUCUUGUGGAAAGGUACCAUGGAACAGGCAGUUGACCUGUUGAAGGAUGACGUUCUAGUGGCUGAUCCUGGAACAAAGUGUCAUUAUAGUAACCUGGCAUUCUCAUUACUGGCACAUGUAUUGGCCGAGCAGACAUCAGAAGGAGACUAUCAGCGCUGGGUAGCAGAUAAUAUUCUGGACCGUUUGGGCAUGGAAGACACAGGAUUUGACAUCACACCUCCUAUCUUAGCACAGAUGGCAGUUGGCUACUAUAGCAGUGGCCAGCUUGCGCCACUUUAUGACCUGGGCUGGUAUCGUCCAACUGGUCAAAUGUAUUCAACAGCAGCAGAUAUGGCUAAACUAGCCAUGGUGUUAAUGGGCACCUACCAUCGCCGGAUUCUGGAAGCAGACACAUUAAAGACGAUGCUGACCCCACUUUUUAGGUGUUCUAGUAACUACUUUGCUAACAAGACAGGUACUCCAUGGGAAGUAAAUGAGAAAUAUGGUUAUGACAUUAUUCGGAAAGAUGGGGAUUUGGAUGGUUACUCUGCUACGUUUUCUAUGAUCCCUAAACUCCUCCUGAGCUUCACUGUUUUGAUGUCCGGGAGGAGACCUCAAGACGAGGAUAUUGUAUCAAAAACAUAUAAUUACUUAAUUCCAGCUCUGGAAAAAGCCUUCAGAGAGGCAGAUAAAAGACUAAACCCAACACCAAAUCCUAUCCCCUACGUCGGAUAUUACACUUAUGCAAAUCUGACUUUUUAUGAGAUCAAGGCUGGACCCAGUGGGGUUUUGUCAAUGCAACAGUUUGGACCUCAUAUUGAAGAGCUGAUUACAGAAAUUUACAGGACCAUUCGUCUCCAUUAUUUGGAGGAGAGGAUCUUUCAAGUGGUUUUUGACAAGGAGUACCCCUGUACUCUGAACUUAGGGUCUGCCUCUGUCUCCCUUGAAAUUCAAGACCACCAGAUAUUUAAUUUCUAUCUAUUUGAUGCUCAGGGUUUGUCUACUGGGUUUGAUGUUCCUGGUCUCAAUACGUAUAACGUGCAUCGGAUAACCCACAAGCCUGUUUUCUUUCAUGAGUGAAUUAAACCAGAACUUAAAUCAACAUGUCAUCAAAAUGUGAGUCACCUACCACGUUUGAUACAUUGGGUGAGAUCUUGGAAGUGGAAACACCCAAAACCAUCAAAUCUUUCACAGACAGAAAAAGGAGACGUGACAUUAAAAUCUGAAGUUGAUAUGGGGCCAAGCUAUGGAUAUUUGAAAAAUAAUCAAUUUACACCUUACAGUACAUUU
This is a messenger RNA of Pelobates fuscus (common spadefoot toad), 2622 nucleotides long. RefSeq names its product lactamase beta like 1 (gene LACTBL1). NCBI's taxonomy places the organism in Eukaryota, Metazoa, Chordata, Amphibia, Anura, Pelobatidae. The record is from RefSeq and is a predicted model, not a curated record. The transcript has 9 exons. The coding region runs from base 562 to 2412 and encodes 616 amino acids.